Messenger RNA from Linum tenue, 2436 nucleotides. The record is from the annotation of a GenBank genome assembly. Lineage: Eukaryota; Viridiplantae; Streptophyta; Magnoliopsida; Malpighiales; Linaceae.
GUCAACGGUUCGUGGCGGAGAGAUUCUCGAUAGAUAGUGCCCGCUGCAAUUAUCUCUGUUUCUCACAUUUCAUUUGGGUUUAUGCGUUUGAUGGUGAAUGAAUGAUUGAAUCUAUCAAAAUCUCUCCCAACUACCACCCGCCGCUCCUCCACCACCGCUCGUUUCCCCAAUUUUCCAUUAUUAGGCAUUCUCUGAUCCGUAACCCUCUUCCUGCGUUCUCCCCAUUUUCUUCCUCCGUCGUCAAAAUCUCCCUCUCCUCCUCCCCGAAGAUCUAGGGUUUCGGCCGGGACUGCCCCUGCGCACCACCAGACUCCGCUGCUCCGAUUCCGGGGCGCGAUUUCCGUUCCAAUCAUGAGGAAGCAGGCCAAGAGGAAGAAGAGCCGUCCCUCGAAUCCAAAACCUGCGGCGGGAACGGCCACGGGCGUACGGCCGAGCCCCCAGGAGGAAGAACGGAAGAUCCUGGGCGCGCUGAUGGAGGCGUUUGACUCGGCCUCGAUCGACGACGCGGCCGCCGCGUACAAGGAGGCCAACGGUGACGUUAACAGGGCUGCCGAGAUUUUGACCACGAUGACCGAUAAUACCGACGUGUCGAGCGGGGUUUCGGGAUUCGACACCGGGUCUGGAUCCGGCAGUUCCUGCAGUUCUGCUUCGAGUUCUGGCUCUUCGGAAGGGUCCAUGGAAGGGCAUUUGAUCAGUGGGGGAAAGGGGUUUCGAGGGAAUAACAAGCAGAAGAAAGUGGUGGCAGUUACCGGGACGGUUUCGACGUUGCUGGGGAAGGAGUAUGUUAAGGCCAGCCAGAGAAGGGAUUCCUCGAAAUCGAAGGAGUUUGGUAAUGGUGCCCCAGACCGAGAAGAUGCCGCGCAGUUCCUCUGUUCCAUGCUUGGUGAAGAUAGCGAGCUGAACCUGGCGGUUGUCAGAGACGUUCUAUGCCAAUGUGGUUACAACGUUGAGAAGGCCAUGGAUGCCUUGAUUGAUCUAUCCGCAUCAACCUCCGAGCAAUCUAGUAAUUGCAGCAAAAAGCAAUAUACUUAUUACGCCGACAAUUUCAUAGACAAGGCUUCUGAUUGCACUUCUUAUUCAUCUGAAAGCGAUCUCCAUGAGAGUGUGUGGGACUAUGGUUACAGGAAUUAUGCUCAAGUCCUCACUAAUUCAGAAGCUCCAUCUCCAUCUGUCCCAAAAAUUAGCAAAUCAGAACUUCCCCAAAAGGUGCUGGAUUCUUUGUACAGCAUUACAGAGAGUUCCAAACAUGAACCACACUCUAUGAAUUGGAAGAAAAUAGUAAAGAAAAUGCAGUCACUUGGGCCUGUUGAUGUGCCUCUACUUAGCGAUGAUGCUUCUGAGCUAGACAUGGAUGCAUGUCUUGUUACACAUUUCUUAUAUGGACUUGUAGCUAAAGGCGAUGAGUAUCGUGUCCUUAGAGAAUCUGCGAAGCAACACUGGGAUUCUAGGACAUCCUACUUUCAUAGGGCUGCUGCAGCUUAUUCAAAGGGUGAAAGGCAAUAUGCAGCUUAUUUGUCUGACCAGGGGAGAGCAGAAACUAAAUUUGCUCAAGAAGCUGAUAAGAAGGCUAGCAUGGACAUCUUUAAGGCUAGGAACAAGGAGAUAAAAAAUGUGGUAACCAUUGAUUUGCAUGGUCAACAUGUCAAGCCAGCUAUGAAGGUUUUGAAACUUCACCUUCUAUUCGGAACUUACGUGAACUGUCACCGUUUUGUCUCAGCAAUUCAGGUACUCCGAGUAAUUACAGGGUGUGGGAGUCAUGGUCUGGGAAAGUCUAAGCUGAAACAAUCGGUGGUAAAACUUUUGGAAAGUGAACAAUUGGAGUGGAGCGAAGAGAACCGGGGCACUCUGCUAAUUAAGAUUGACGGAUGCAAAGAAUAUAGCUUUAUGGACACAGAUAGUGACCCGGAGUAACUCAACUUUCAAUUGCUAGAGUUCAGGCAGAAGCCUAUUAUAGGGCUUUUCUCUGAUUGUCUAUUUGUUGUUGUUCUCAUGUGACCACUGACUAGGGAGUUGGCUGCCUGUAGGGUAUAUCGUACCAAGGAAGGAGGAGGGGACAAAGGUCUCAAAUUAUGUGCAUAUUUAAUUAUUGUUAAGAUAGAAGCUCAUGUUUAUUUCCAGCAGAUAGGUAAUACUUGAAGUCUCACUUCAAAGUGGUUUAGGGACCGACUGUACCUAGAGCUAGAAAGAGCUGAGUAUAGGUGGAACUGAAUGAGUGUCUGUAUCUACCCCAGUUGUUGUUCAUGCCCUUGUAUCAGUCAUGUUCUUGGUGAAUUGAUGUGUGCUGUUGCACGGCAUUGCCAUUGACAUCGACGACGACAUCUUAAGUUAACGUCUUAAUGUUUCUAUUUGUUGUGAUAGUGUGGAGUUUUCCAGUGUAUGGCUUUCUCAUUCUGGAUGUCAUUUUCUUAAGUAUCAUGUGGCAGAUUUUUUGCAGGC